UUCAGUAGUGGUGCGGGAGGUUAGUGGUUGUGAGCAGUGGUGAUGCUAAAUUAUAUAAGUGGUGGUGGGGAUUAUGAUAGUGAAGGAUAGUCCUGAUAGUAGUGUCAGGGGGGGCAGCUGUAACGGUGACAUAGUGAAUAGGUAAUGAUGGUGAUAGUGGUGGCAAAGUGGUGGUGAAGAGAGUGAUGACAAUGAGGCAGUAUAGUGGCCAUGAUCACAUAAUAUACGUGAAUAUUAUAACAUUAUUAAAACGUAAUUUUAAUAAUAAUAAUAAUAAUUCAGUGUUUCGGGGGACAGGCAGCCAGUCUAUAUAUAUACAGUACACGUUAGGCUUAUAUAUCGUUGUCAGUAUCUGCAUAUAAGGGACAGUAUUCAUCUGUACAAUUCUUAAAACAUAUGUUCAGUGAUAAACAAAAUGACAUCGUGGCCACGCCGAUUCUAUAGAGCAAUUAAUAUUUUUAUAUCGAUUGCAUUUUCAGUUAUUCAGGUAUGAAGGUGCUAGAAAUGUCAGUAGUCAAAAGUAAGAAAGAAUACGGCUCCCUGAUACAAAUUUAAUAAUAAUAAUAAUAAUAAUAAUAAUAAUAAUAAUAAUAAUAAUAAUAAUAAUAAUAAUAUAAUAAUAAUAAUAAAAGAAACAAUAUAUUGAUGAGAACAUUGACGAGAGAGUGCCGUUCGGAAAGAACACAUCUAUGAAUACACUGAACAGUUUUCGAAGACAGUUGUCUCCAGACACCGCCGACGACGAACGUCAGCCAAUCAUGACUCCCGUAGACCAUCCAACGCGCCAAUCACGAGACGCCACCAGGAAUAACCAGUCACCAAAUGGAAUAGAAUUGUCGACCAAUUACAACACGAUUCAGGUUGCGCCGCCAUUGCCGACGGGGACGCUACAGGACCCCGGCGGAGGAUAUCUGGGUCCUGCAGCCUUACUCCAGGAACCCCCAGGACCCGCGUCAGACACCAGGAGCCCUACAACGGACCACGAAGGAGCUGUAACGGCCCCAAGACCUGGCACGGAUCCGGGCCGCUCCAGACAGGGCCCAGCAGCGCCGCCUCCACUCUCCUGGAGGCGGCGAGGCAGCAGCUACACACUCCAUCAGGGACCCGGGGUGUGUGGGUGGUGGGUGGAGGGGACGCCGCCCCGGGAGAGGGUGCUGGUGCUCACCAUCUCCGCCCUCACGCUGCUGGUGCUCACCCUCGCUACGGCUCUCCUGGCGCUCUCUCUAGAUGCGCGGAGGGGGUCUGACGUCAUCAACAACACCUGCCUGAGCGCCGAGUGUGUCAAGACAGCUGGUGAUAUCCUGAGGUCGCUGAACGAGGACGUCUCGCCGUGUGAGAACUUCGCGGAGUUCGCGUGCGGGGGCUGGCGCCGCGAGAACCCCAUCCCCGAGGGCAGGUUCCGCUGGGGAGUGUUUAACGUCCUGGACCAGCAGACUCUGCUUGACCUCAGGGGGAUGCUGGAGGAGGAGCCUGGCGCAGAUGAGCCCUUCCCCAUAACCGCCUCCAAGACCAUCUACCAGGCCUGUGUCAACGACUCCAUGUGGGAGAAGGUAGGCCUACGGCCUCUGCUGGACUUGCUGGGGAGGGAAGGAGGCCUACCCAUGCUGGAGCCCGAGUGGACAGGCGAGGGGUUCCAGGUGAUGAGGAGCCUGGCUGCCCUGCGGAGGAGGCUGGCCAGCCAGAGUCUUGUGAGCCUCACCGUGGGGCCGGACAGUCUCAAUACCUCCAUCUCCCUCAUAUACCUGAGUGAGGGCUUGCUGCCUCUCCGUCGCAGCUACCUCAUUCACGACGCCCCCAACGCCUCCUUCUCCUCGGUGGAGCACAAGGCCAGCCAGAUCACCUACAUGAGAAUGACGGGCGAGGAGCUCUUAAAGGAGGCGGGGAAGCUCGGUAACCGCACCCACCUCACCACUCUCUACAACGACAUCGACGACUUGUGGCAGUUCUACGUGCAGGUGGCUGAGAUCACUUCCUCGUCCCCGCUGCUGGAGGACCCUUGGGAGGUGUAUAACCCCAUCCCGGUCAAGGAGCUACAGGCUCUCACCGACGCCGUCAACUCCUCCUUCAAGGUGGAUUGGGUGUCGUACCUGACAGAGGUGUUCGAGGGCACUAACAUCACCAUCAGCAGGGAGGAGCUUGUCGUCGUGGACCGGCCCGAGUACUUCGUUAAGCUGGUGCGCCUUCUGCAGCACGUUCCUCCCAGAACGAUAGCCAACUACCUGCUGUUUCCGGUGGUGGUGGACAUGGGCGAGGAGACCACUGUCCGGUACCUGGCGAACCCUUCAGACGUGCCCUUCCGUCGCCCCUCCGUCAGGUCGCUUGGUCGCUCCAACUCCAGGCCUUGGCAAGACUGCAGUGAGAAGACGAGGAUGUUGGUGCCCCUGGCGGUGACCAGCCUCUACGUCAGACGCCGCAAGGAACACCCCAACGGGACUCAUGUGGAGCAGGCCAGGGAGAUCGUGGAGGACGUGUCAGCGGCCUUCAGGAACAUGUUGUCCUCAGCCUCGUGGAUGGACAACGAGACGCAGCAGGCGGCGCUGAAGAAGCUGGAUCACAUGCAGCACCUCGUGGCCUUCCCGGACCUGGUGUGGGACGACCACCUGCUGGAGGAGUACCACCUGGGAAUGCCCAAGGUUUCUGCGAGCGACCACUUCGGGAACAUGGCGUCCCUGGUAGCGUGGCACAGCCUCCGGUCCCUCCUGCACCUGCGGGAGCCUCCACCAGCCCAAGAGUGGCCCAGAGGACCCAUGGAGACGAAUGCAUUUUACAGCCCUCUGCACAACACUAUUGUGAUCCCCACGGCAGUGCUGCAGCCGCCCAUCUUCCACCUGGAGAACCUCAGGGGUCUCAACUAUGGCAGUCUCGGGUCAAUCAUCGGCCACGAGAUAACACACGGGUUUGAUAACAACGGUCGUCACCGGGACUGGAGCGGGGCGCUGAAGCACUGGUGGACCAACCAGACGCUGCAGCAGUAUGCCAACAGGACCAAUUGCUUCGUGGACCAGUACUCGGCCUACGACGCCGCCGACCUCCUGCCGCCUCACCACCGUCCCUCCAAAGGCAUGAAGAUUAACGGAGCACAGACCAAGGGUGAGAACGUGGCAGACAAUGACGGUCUGCGGGCGGCGUGGGCGGCCUACAGGACCCGCCUGCAGAAGGACUCUGAGCUGCUCAAGCUCCCGGGCUUGGAGCACUACACGCCAGAUCAACUGUUCUUUAUUGGCUUCGGCAAGGUGUGGUGCAGCAGACACUCGCUCUACGCGCUCAGGUUCCUGCUGGAGAUGGACGCCCACUCUCCGGCUGACUAUCGUAUCCUGGGGCCGCUCCACAACUCCCCAGAGUUCUCCGCCGCCUUCAACUGCGUCCCCGGCUCGCCCAUGAACCCCAGCAGGAAGUGUGUGUUAUGGUAACGCCACACUCAACACGAGAAUGACGAAUCACUUGCAGAACCAUCCCCGACCCUUCCCCAGCUUUACCUGCGGGGAGGGAGGGAGGGAGGGAAUCAGGAACGGCUUCGUCCGGAAGGAAGUUCGAGUGGUUCGCGAUCUAGUGGAUACAGACUCGUGGUUGCUAGGCCCAGAGCUCAAUCUUGCACAACUUCUUGCACGGUGACGUUAGUUACAUUGCUUUAGAUUAUAUAAAUUGCAUUCCACACUUCCGUGGAAAUAUACAUGUCAUUCGCCUCGACUGUAUGGGGUCUCGAACCCUGGACCUCAAGCCGAGUGGAUAGUGCUACGGCCUCACGCUCGUGAAGUCCAGGGUUCGAGACCCAUAUAGCCCCGGUGAAUGGAAUUGCUUUAGACUCUUCGCACUCACACUAGUUAGUUUCCUUCCCCCCCCCCCCCCUUCCUUGUACUAACUACUUGAGCUAGUUCAAUAUACCCGAUGCUUUAAGUUUAAAGCUUCGGUUCUGAGAAAUUAACUACGUUGAAGGUUCUGGCGUUGAUGAUCACAGUUACGUCAGCGGAGAACCAUCAAUGGACUCUACACAGUAUCUCACCUGGGCUAUAAUAUGUCUAGGUUGUUAGACCCACCGAUGCAAGUGAUCAGUUAAGGCUGACAAUGUUGGCUUGACGCAGAGGCAGCGUCGGUUGACUCCCACAUUACUGCUAACAUCCCGCUGCUUAAGUCAGAAACAAGAAAGGAAUAACACUUAAGUGGGCCAGGCAGAGGUUUAGGACCCGCGCCGCAAUAUUCCUACGAACAAAAAUUAUUAAAAUUUGUGUGGUUUACUGUCUUAAAUCUUAAUAAGAAUAGUUAUUAAUUUCGUUAUCUUCAUAAUAAAUGAAAUAAUUUUCUCUAACGAUAAUGUAUUAAACAGUUCAGUAACUAUAUAAAUGAAAUAUUAAUUUAUUUCUAUAGAAUUCAGCAGAUUUAUCUAUAAAAUAUUUUGUAUUCGUGAAAGAUGUUUUUCCUCUGUAUAAAUAUUAAAUUACUAUUAAA
This is a messenger RNA of Procambarus clarkii (red swamp crayfish), 4443 nucleotides long. Its product is annotated as endothelin-converting enzyme homolog. Gene Ontology annotation, biological process: protein processing. Lineage: Eukaryota; Metazoa; Arthropoda; Malacostraca; Decapoda; Cambaridae. Gene Ontology annotation, molecular function: metalloendopeptidase activity. The record is from RefSeq and is a predicted model, not a curated record. Gene Ontology annotation, cellular component: plasma membrane.